UGAGAUCGUACAGAUCACUGGCUCUGCUCUUUCACCAAAUCCCACAAAGACCCUCUCCCUCUCUCUCUCUCUCUCUCUCUCUCUCUCUCAAAAUCAAAACAAAACAGAAAGAACCACCGUCACAGUGCACCAACCAAAGCAAAAAAACCAGCUUUGAAUAACACCAUCCAUGGGCACCUGCACUUCCAAGCCACCCAAGCCCAAUCCCUACGCUUCCAGGGACGAGUCUACUGAACCUGACCCCCCUUCCCAGCCUCACAAAUCACCUCUACCACCGCCAUCUCCCGCUUCUCUCCCCGGAACCGACGUUCUCGCCGGCAAACUAUCUCGCUUCUUCCCCUUCUACAGCCCCAGUCCCAGCCCUAGCCCCGCUCACUUCCUCAAGAAAUCCCCGGGCCCCAAGAGCGCCAGCUCCACUCCCGGGCGGUUCUUCAGGCUGCCGUUUCCGCCUCCGUCUCCGGCUAAGCACAUAAAGGCCGUGCUUUUGCGGCGUCAGGGUAAGAAGACGAAGGCAUCUGCUGCUAUACCGGAGGAGGAGGAAGAGGAUGAGGAGGUGGAGUUGGAUAAGAGGUUUGGGUUCUCCAAGGAGUUGACGAGUCGGUUGGAGGUUGGAGAGGAGGUGGGACGAGGUCAUUUUGGGUAUACUUGCUCCGCUAGGUUCAAGAAGGGCGAGCUCAAGGGCCAACGGGUUGCUGUCAAGGUCAUCCCAAAAGCCAAGAUGACAACAGCAAUUGCGAUUGAGGAUGUGAGAAGGGAGGUGAAAAUAUUGCGAGCCUUGACAGGACAUAACAAUCUAGUACAGUUCUAUGAUGCUUUUGAAGACCAUGAUAAUGUCUACAUAGUAAUGGAGUUAUGUGAAGGAGGGGAACUUCUAGACAGAAUACUUUCAAGGGGUGGGAAAUACUCGGAAGAUGAUGCAAAGGCUGUCAUUGUGCAGAUACUGAAUGUGGUUGCAUUUUGUCAUCUUCAGGGUGUGGUGCAUCGAGAUCUCAAACCAGAGAACUUUUUGUAUACUUCUAAAGAUGAGAACUCAGAGUUGAAAGCCAUAGACUUUGGCUUAUCAGAUUUUGUCAAGCCAGAUGAGCGGCUUAAUGACAUUGUGGGAAGUGCAUAUUAUGUCGCCCCAGAAGUUCUACAUAGGUCUUAUGGUACAGAGGCUGAUGUAUGGAGUAUAGGAGUAAUUGCUUAUAUUCUUUUAUGUGGUAGUCGCCCAUUUUGGGCUAGGACUGAAUCUGGAAUUUUUCGGGCGGUCUUGAAAGCUGAUCCAAGUUUUGAUGAAGCACCUUGGCCUUCUUUGUCUUCUGAGGCAAAGGAUUUUGUCAAACGCCUGUUAAAUAAAGACUCAAGAAAACGAAUGACAGCUGCUCAGGCGCUAAGUCAUCCAUGGAUCCGAAAUUAUAAUGAUGUAAAAGUUCCUCUCGACAUACUGAUAUUUAGACUCGUGAAGGCUUAUAUACGGUCAUCAUCCUUGCGUAAGGCUGCUUUAAGGGCCUUAUCUAAGACACUGACCGUAGACGAAGUCUUUUUAAAGGAGCAAUUUGCUUUAUUAUUACCGAACAAAAAUAGCUGCAUAACUUGGAGAGCUUUGAUGAAAAAUGCAACGGACGCAAUGAAGGAGUCUCAUAUCCCUGAUUUUCUUGCUUCGCUGAAUGUACUUCAAUACAGAAGAAUGGAUUUUGAAGAGUUUUGUGCAGCUGCAUUAAGUGUGCAUCAGCUGGAGGCGCUUGAUAGGUGGGAACAGCAUGCCCGGAGUGCAUAUGAACUUUUUGAGAAGGACGGGAACAGGCCUAUUGUCAUUGAAGAACUUGCUUCAGAGCUUGGACUUGGUCCUUCCAUUCCUGUUCAUGCUGUUCUUAAUGAUUGGAUAAGGCAUACUGAUGGGAAGUUGAGCUUUCUCGGGUUUGUGAAAUUGCUGCAUGGUGUAUCCAACCGAACCCUUACUAAAGCACAGUGAAAGACACGAAUGCCAUAAUUUUUAAGAAGUUCUGUUGUUCUCCAUGCAUUUCGGCCAAACAAAUUGCAUGAGAGUUGGCAUACAUGCUGCAGCUGUUGAGAAAAUUCGCAUCGGCACAGGUUGAAUGAGCCUUCACUCAUGCCAAUGCUUUGAGAGGGAUCGAACUGUGUCUAAGCUGCAGGCGUAUUAUUGAUUAAUUAGAGCCAUGAGAGUAUUCCGGUGUAAAGAUGUAGUUAGUUUGCCCAAACAGGCAACGAUAUUGCCGUCAAACUUUCUUAUCGAUGCUUUAUACAUGUUUCAUUUAU
Molecule: messenger RNA, 2259 nt
Organism: Juglans microcarpa x Juglans regia
Lineage: Eukaryota; Viridiplantae; Streptophyta; Magnoliopsida; Fagales; Juglandaceae
Product: CDPK-related kinase 5-like
Biological process (GO): protein autophosphorylation; intracellular signal transduction; peptidyl-serine phosphorylation
Cellular component (GO): cytoplasm; nucleus
Molecular function (GO): calcium-dependent protein serine/threonine kinase activity; calcium/calmodulin-dependent protein kinase activity; calmodulin binding
Source: RefSeq, a predicted model, not a curated record